AUGAUGACCUUUCCGAGCGCGGCGUUACUAGCGCGGCCAGCUGACGCGGCGUUGCCGCUCCGCCGCUACUACGAAAGUACCUAUGGUCUUAUCGCCCGUAACGUCAUGGACAUAGAGUCCGCGAGUAGUUUGAGCGGCCGCCACCUGUGCCCGUGGGAGAGAUGGAGCGGUGACAAAGUGGCCUACAUGCCGGUGGCGCUGGGCUCGCUCGGCGGCGAGGGCGAGUACCGCGAGUACGGCCACCAUCUCUCGCCGCACCAUCCCCCGCACAACCCCCACCACCCCCCGCACCUGCAGUACCAUGAGUACGCGCCGCCGCCGCCGCCGCCGCUCUACCACCCCGUGCCGGAUCCGUACUUCAGAAGGCACGCGCCGUACUUCGGCCAGCCAGACUACAGAGUUUACGAACUCAACAAACGGUUACAGCAGAGGACAGAGGACUCAGAUAACCUAUGGUGGGACGCGUUCGCGACAGAGUUCUUCGAGGACGACGCGACGCUAACCCUAACAUUUUGUCUAGAAGACGGACCCAAAAGAUACUCGAUAGGGAGGACCCUGAUACCACGGUACUUCCGCAGCAUAUACGAGGGCGGCGUGUCGGAGCUGUACUACACGAUGCGCCAGCCCAAGGAGUCCUUCCACAACACGAGCAUCACGCUCGACUGCGACCACUGCACGAUGGUCACGCACCACGGCAAGCCCAUGUUCACCAAGGUGUGCACCGAGGGCAGGCUGAUCCUGGAGUUCACGUUCGACGACCUGAUGCGCAUCAAGUCGUGGCACAUGGCGGUGAGGGCGCACCGCGAGCUGAUACCGCGGCAGGCGGUGCACCCGCCCGACCACGCCGCGCUCGACCAGCUCGCGAAGAACAUCACGCGCCAGGGCAUCACCAACUCCACGCUCAACUACCUCAGGUUGUGCGUGAUCCUGGAGCCGAUGCAGGAGCUGAUGUCGCGGCACAAGGCGUACGCGCUCUCGCCCCGCGACUGCCUCAAGACCACGCUCUUCCAGAAGUGGCAGCGGAUGGUAGCGCCACCAGAAUCACAGCGGCCGGCGAGCAAGAGACGCAAACGCAAGGGCAGCGCGGGCGCCAACGCGGCGCCGCCCGCCCCCACCAAGAAGCGCUCGCCGGGACCCAACUUCAGCCUCGCCUCGCAGGACGUGAUGGUGGUCGGCGAGCCGUCGCUGAUGGGCGGCGAGUUCGGAGACGAGGACGAGCGGCUGAUCACGCGGCUGGAGAACACGCAGUACGAGGGCGACGUGGAGUGGAGCGCCCCGCCCGCCUCGCCCGCCAAGACCCCCCCCGCGGCGCAC
Molecule: messenger RNA, 1314 nt
Organism: Iphiclides podalirius (scarce swallowtail)
Lineage: Eukaryota; Metazoa; Arthropoda; Insecta; Lepidoptera; Papilionidae
Source: the annotation of a GenBank genome assembly